Cyprinus carpio (common carp) is the source of this 2566-nucleotide messenger RNA. Its product is annotated as maternal B9.15 protein. Gene Ontology annotation, cellular component: nucleus; cytoplasm. Lineage: Eukaryota; Metazoa; Chordata; Actinopteri; Cypriniformes; Cyprinidae. Gene Ontology annotation, biological process: negative regulation of cell population proliferation; negative regulation of mitotic cell cycle. The record is from RefSeq and is a predicted model, not a curated record.
GUGUUUGUAGGUCGACCGUGCCCAACGCGAAUGAAGAAACGUGGAACACUAGUGUACUACUACAACAAGGAAGCAACGUGCUUACUCGGGUUAUUAGUCUGUUCGGAUAUAACAGUUUUGAGGAAAUAUAACUGAAGAGAACGAAAACAUCCAGUCGUUUUAAAAUCAGCCGUAUAUCGUGGUGAGAAUGAAGAAGGAAGUGAGUGCUGGAGUGAACUUUCUGAAAGGUUUGGUAGUGGAGCGUGGAGGUGUGGAUCAAAUUAAAGCCAAACUUUUCGCUGCUAAAUUACAAGAGCUUCUGCUUAAAAAGUUCACAGGCCACUGGUACCCAGACAAUCCUUGCAAAGGACAGGCGUACAGAUGCAUCAGAAUAAAUGACAGAAUUUCCUGUGAUGAAUCAGUAUCACAAGCGUGCAUGGAGAGCGGCUUAAAGCCAAGUGAGUUAGGCUUUCCUCGGGAGAUCACCAUCUGGAUCGAUCCAUUGGAGGUGUGUGUGCGGUCUGGAGAGAAUGGCAGAUAUUUUACAGUAGCUCAGUUUACUGAUGUGGAGAAUGAGGAACGGGACUUGAAUAAGGAUGAUACUUCUAGCCAAGUGGAUUCUGUGAAUCUGGAUACCUCUGACUACCACUCAGCAACCUCAUCUGACUGCGGCUCAGCAGUCUCAAGUGAUACAGAAGAGGAGGUGAAAGAGAACAAAAUGAAAAAAGUAGAGGAGAGAAAAGUGAAGAAUACAAUUCAUACAGCAAGAUCUAAAGCAAGGGAGCCUAAAGGGCCAUGCAAGUUUACUCCAGCUCAGAUCCCUGGCCCGACGUACUUUUAUAACCCUGCACCGAUGUGGCCCCAGUACAAGAAGAAGAGAGGCAUGUUCUUCACGACUGUAUGCGCACCGGCACCUUCUCCAUUGUUUGCUUACUAUGUCGUACCCAAAGCCCCUCCUCAGUUCAUUGUGCCUCACGCUACCCUCCAAACCUGGGGGACAGUGAAAGGGUAACCAAAACCAGUGUAUCUAUAAUGUAAGACAUAUCUGCCAGUCUGCAGGGAACUUUAUAGCUUAUUAGAAUGAAAUCAUAAACUUGAAAUAUAGUGUCUAGCAUGUCAACUAUUUAACUUUUCACUGAUUUUGGGCUUAUAAAUUCAAAUGAACUUUAAGCUUUUCAUUUGACCUAUUCUGCCAUUAUUUAUUUUUUCUUUGUGUUUUUAGCUUUAGCUUUUUAUGUGCUAAAAUUGGUCAAUCAAUAUGUUUAAACUUCUCUUGCAAAAAACACUGGCUCUGUUAUUAUUUGAUCACAAACUGUACAGACAUUAUUUCUCAACUUUGCCAAAGUUGGAUUACAGCAUACUUGAAUUUUUUUAGUCAAAGAUAUGGAAAUCAAAACUUUUCCAGUAGCUUCUAUAGUGAGUUUUUUAUUGUUUUGUUAACUUUUUAUUCAUAGAACACUUGAGUGAUAUUUAAUGGAAUAGAAUUGUUUUGAGUGAAUGUAAAUAUUCACUGAAAUACUCAAUGGACGCACAUUCCCAAAUAUUACCAGCAGCUCAGGUGUAAUAGUUUAUGAAGUUACCUCUAAAACAACAAGCAUCCUAUACCUUUUUUAUUAAAAAUAAUCUCAUAUACUGAAGCCAAAGAGUGCUGUGCGGGUGAGGGUUCAAAUUAGUUGCUGCUUAUAAAGUUCCUGACUAAUGGGAAUUCACCUUUAAGAAUAAUCUUAUCUGCUCAAGAUGUAGAGAGGACUGCAUUAAAUGAUGAUAAUUGUACUGUAAUGUUUUCCAAUACCACUAGGUGGUAGUAUACAUUGCCUCAAGCCAUAAUUUCAUUACAAGCCAUAUUUCCACAUUUCAUUAUCUUAAUAUUUAGAUUGUACAUAACAGAUUUUCUUCUUGUAGUAUUUUUUUUUUUGUAAACACUGCAUGUAAAAGUGUACAGUGUCAUCUCACAAUUGCUGUCUGGGUACCAGCAGAAAUGUUUUAAUAAUCUGCCUUUUUAGAUUUGACCUUUGCUAUAUCAUUAUUAUUAUAUAAUUUAAUUGUCUGCAGUUUUGUAUGUUAAACUUAUAACCUGUGCUAUGUUUACAAAAUGUUGCCUUUUUUGUCUUUAAAUGCAUAUUUAAUGCUUUCUUUCCCUGUAAUCUUUAAAAUGAUGUUUUGCAUUCAUGCAAUCACUGUAAAUAUUGUUUCUGCUUUAGCAAAAAAGUAAUGAGAUAUGUCCAACGGAUGUUACAAAUAUAUAUUUUAUUACUAAAACAGUAACAGUUUUAUUUUUUUAUUUGAUUAUGGAAAAGUAUAAAAUUGUUCCUGAAGUUUAUCGAUUUUGCUGAUUCUGGAUGUAACCUAUUCCUGAAUUGUGCAAUUCACAGUAUUCUUCAUAGACUGAAAAUGAACAAACACUGACUUUUAAACCUUUUGUUGAAUCUUUUCAUACUCUUUAUGGCCUGAUUGAAGAAUGAGGAGUUUGGGGAUUCUCAAGAAGGCCUACUGUGAAGGCUAAAGGUUAUAGGAUGUCUGUAAGUUUUUUAAAAACAUUCUAACCUCUGAAAUUAAGCCAAAUAUAUGAUGGAGACAUCCUAAUGUA